AUCCAAAAACAUAAUGUCCAUAUCAACCCAAAUUAACCUCUGCAUCCUCACAAUCCUCAUCUUCAGUUUCCCCUUAUAUGGAGAAUCCCAAACCAGUAGUAUCAAUCCAGAAAGAUCAAUUCUUCUUGAUUUAAGGAAGCACUUCUCAAAUCCACCAAACAUCUCCCACUGGACUUCAUCAUCAGAUCAUUGUACCUGGCCGGAAAUUACCUGCCGAGAUGGAGUAGUCACCGGAAUUCAACUUGGUUGGCUUCUAAUCAAUGAUACAAUCCCACCCUUCAUUUGUCACCUUAAAAAUCUAACUUUUCUUGAUCUCAACCACAACUAUAUCCCGGGAUCAUUUCCUACAGUUCUGUACAAUUGUUCCAAACUUGAAUACUUGGACCUUUCUUUUAACAACUUCAGUGGCAUCAUCCCCGGUGAUAUUAGCCGGCUUUCGCCCCAUCUUGAGGUGUUUAAUCUUUCUUCUAACUGGUUCGUGGGCGGCAUUCCAGCUGGAAUUUCAGGCCUGAAAGGGCUAAAAGAACUUCAGCUAGCUGGAGUGGUUUUAAAUGGCUCUUUCCCUUCAGAGAUUGGCAACCUCCUGAAUCUUGAAGUUCUUGUUCUGAGCCAGAAUAGUUUCUCACCACAGGAAAUCCCACCAAGUUUUACCCAGUUGAAGAAACUGAGAAACUUGUGGAUAAAUCAGGCAAAUUUGGUUGGAGAAAUCCCGGAAAAUAUCAGUAACAUGACAGCCCUUGAAUUCUUAGACUUAUCAGUGAAUAACAUAAGUGGAAGCAUCCCAGUAGGUCUUGCUAGGUUACCGGCGUUGAGGGAUGUUUGGCUAUACACAAACAAUCUUUCAGGUGAAAUCCCAAUGGUCUUUGGCCAAUUUUCAAAGCUUAAUACAUUUGAUGUAUCCACAAACCAUCUUACAGGAUCACUACCAGAGGGUUUCUGUGCUAACAAGAUAUUGUCUAGUUUGAUUGUCUUUAACAACAAUCUCACAGGCCAGCUGCCAAAAUCACUGGAGAAUUGCAACACUUUAAUUAGUGUCAGUGUCAGAAUCAACAAUCUUUCUGGAAUAAUUCCUGAAGGUUUAUGGACAGCAAGGAAUUUGAACAGGUUGUUGAUGAACAAUAACCAGUUCACUGGUCAGCUUCCACAGAAGAUUGCAUCAAAUUUAACUCUGGUUGAUAUCAGCAACAACAGGUUUUCAGGUGAAAUUCCAACUGGGAUUUCUUCUUGGAGCAAUCUUGGGGUCUUCAUGGCAAGCAAUAAUCUUUUUACUGGUAACAUCCCUCAACAACUCACAGCUCUUCAAUUUUUAUCAACUCUUUUGCUAGAUGGGAAUCGCCUUUCUGGAAAUUUUCUAUCAAAUAUUACCUCUUGGAAGUCAUUGGACACAUUGAAUUGCAGCAGAAAUCAGCUUUCUGGCAAUAUCCUUCGAGAACUUGGCCUUUUACCAAACCUUGUUCGGUUAGACCUGUCUGAAAAUCAAUUCUCUGGAGAAAUCCCAUCUGAAAUAGGACGUUUAAGGCUAUCAGCACUCAAUCUGUCCUCUAAUCGCCUUUCGGGCAAAAUACCAAAUGAACUAGAAGUUGCAGCUUUUAACAUGAGCUUCUUGAAUAAUCCCAGUCUUUGUGCUGAUACCCCCUCGUUACACCUCAGGGAUUGUAAGUCAAACGACAAAAGUUCGGGCGAAGUUUCAGUCAAAGUUAUUGUUAUUAUUCUUGGAACUAUAGGAGCAUUAUUACUUCUAGUGGCCAUUCUAUAUAUAUGGUAUUCAUUCAGAAGUAACAGAAAAAGGAAGAAAAGUAUGGUUCCAAAUUGGCAGUUCAAAGCAUUCCACACCUUAAGCUUCACAGAAUCAAACAUUUUACCAAAUUUAGCAGAAGACAAUGUGGUUGGUAUUGGGGGAUCAGGAAAAGUGUAUGUGGUGCCAUUAAGUCAGUCCUCUCAUGAAAAAGUUGCGGUGAAGAGGAUUUGGAACAACCAAAAGUCGGACGAGAAGCUUGAGAAGGAAUUUAUAGCAGAAGUUGAGACACUGGGCACGAUUCGCCACACCAACAUAGUGAAGCUCCUUUGCUGCAUCUCAAGUGAAGAAUCAAAGCUGCUUGUAUACGAAUACAUGGAAAAUCACAGCCUGGAUCUAUGGCUUCACCCGAAGAGAAAAUCAGCUGGCAAUUCGGGUUCAUUUCAGAGACAAUUAGUCCUUGAUUGGCCUAAAAGGAUUCGUGUCGCGAUUGGAACUGCUAAGGGGCUCUACUAUAUGCAUCACUACUGCUCGCCACCCAUUGUUCAUAGAGAUGUGAAAUCCAGCAAUAUACUUUUAGAUUCUGAGUUCAAUGCCAAAAUUGCAGAUUUUGGUCUAGCCAGAAUGUUGAACAAGCAUGGACAGCCCAACACAGUUUCAGCAGUUGCAGGUUCUUUUGGCUAUAUAGCUCCUGAGUAUGCACAUACAAGGAAAGUAAACGAGAAGACUGAUGUGUACAGCUUCGGAGUGAUCCUUUUGGAACUGGCAACAGGAAGGGGACCAACUGAUGGAGAUGACGACAAGAGCUUGGCGGAUUGGGCACGAUACCACUUCCAAGAAGGAAAUCCCAUUGAGGAUGCUCUAGAUGAGAAAAUCAAGGAGCCAAAGUACUUGGAUGAGAUGCAUAGUGUAUUCAGACUAGGGGUCUUCUGUGUUGCUACAAAACCUUCAGAAAGACCCACCAUGAGAGAGGUGGUGCACAUCCUGGUGCAUUACAACAAUAAAUUGUUGCCUGAUAGGAACAAGAUAAGCCGAAGCAAGAGCGAGGCUUCAUCACUGCUCAAAGCAUUCAAAGGUGGAGAUCAUGGUUUAAUGCCAUUUCAUGAAGUUUGAAUAAAGAUGGAACAAAUGAUAGCAGCAGGGCAACUCCAACCACGCUAGAGUCUUAAGAAAUGCACGUCAGUAGCGACUAUCGGAUUUUUAGUAAAUCAAAAUAAGGGCAUCCUCAAUAGUGGUAGGAUUUUGAGGAGAUUUUACAGGUGUGACUAAGAAAGAGAAAUGGGUGAAAAGGAAAAAAGAAAAUUAAAAAAAAAACAAAAAAUAAAAAACAAAAUCGAACGCCGUCGUUGAACACCACAGCCCCGCACGUCUCUGCCAAUCGAUAGCCGUCGACGAACGUCACAGCCGCACGUCUCCGCCAAGCAUCGCCGGACUCACCUCGCCGCCACAGCCCGCUGUACAUCGACGGCUCGCCGCUGCUGCUUGCUGGACGUCGACGGGCGCUCGCCGGUGUAUGGAUUCAGCAAAUGAUGACGGUACUACACAAGGUACUCAUACUACUCAAAGUAGUAAUACUAUUUCUAAGACGAGGGGUGUCACUCGUAUGCAAAAACUCAUUCUGCAACGUUCUACUUUGGGCAAAUACGAAAUUGAGCUUGAUGGAUUGGAGGCUGUCUACGGGCCAGCUGGUAGUGCAUUUAAAAAUUAUGUUGCAUUAGUGGGACGAAUCAAUACUCCUAUCACAAUAGAUGAAUGGUCGAAUGUCCCAAAAAAUACUAAGGCUACUAUUUGGAAAGAAAUCCUGAACACUUAUGAUAUUCCUGACACAAUUGAUAUGAGGAGACAUUGGAUAACCUAUGUGAGUGACCGGUGGAAAGAUUUUAAAACGAAAUUGGUGAGCAAGUAUAUAUACGGUUCUUUUGCAGG
Messenger RNA from Ipomoea nil (Japanese morning glory), 3661 nucleotides. Its product is annotated as receptor-like protein kinase 5. The transcript has 5 exons. Lineage: Eukaryota; Viridiplantae; Streptophyta; Magnoliopsida; Solanales; Convolvulaceae. The coding region runs from base 14 to 2848 and encodes 944 amino acids. The record is from RefSeq and is a predicted model, not a curated record. Gene Ontology annotation, biological process: protein phosphorylation. Gene Ontology annotation, molecular function: receptor serine/threonine kinase binding; ATP binding; protein kinase activity.